Messenger RNA from Solenopsis invicta (red fire ant), 8898 nucleotides. It is a transcript of the gene FASN1, whose product is annotated as fatty acid synthase-like. Bases 473 to 7705 code for a protein of 2410 amino acids. Gene Ontology annotation, biological process: fatty acid biosynthetic process. NCBI's taxonomy places the organism in Eukaryota, Metazoa, Arthropoda, Insecta, Hymenoptera, Formicidae. The transcript has 10 exons. Gene Ontology annotation, molecular function: 3-oxoacyl-[acyl-carrier-protein] synthase activity; oxidoreductase activity; phosphopantetheine binding. The record is from RefSeq and is a predicted model, not a curated record.
GCUCGUGUUCGUGACGGAAAAUCAGACAGGACGUCGCCUCGUGUCUCGCGCGCGCGCGCGCACCCACAACACAACACUGACACCACCGACGCCGGUGGUGGUCGUGACGCAUGCGCUCAUCGAAACUCCGCUCCGAUUGGUCGUCGCCACAUGGUCUGAUGUCAGACCACGGAGACUGUGCGAUUCAAUAAUAAGAUGCUCUGAUGAGGUAGAUACUCAGCCAGUCCUCACAGUUCGAUCGCCCGACAGUCUCGACCCGCCACUCGGCUGCCUCUUUCUCGAGUCUGCAACAGCUACUCGCGUCAUCCAAGGUGAACGCGAGCCAGUCCCGUUCGAGGAAGAAAACCCCGCGCGGUCAUUCGAAAAACUCGACGGCGCAGCGAGGACCGUUUUACUCCUACUUUUCCCGGCCACGAGAGCCUACUUCAGAUUUAGAGUGAAAAAGGAUUAGUACGAGUUUUCUACGGGCAAGAUGCCUGCUCAGUUUGAAAGUGUCAACGGUCCCAUGACCCGAGAAUCCGUGGUCGGAAAUGGAGGACCGUAUUCCAUCGAUAGUGACAUUGUUAUUACGGGUAUAUCAGGUCGUCUGCCCGAAUCAUCUACCAUCGAAGAGUUUAAGGAGAAUCUCAUGAGAGAAAUGGAUAUGGUUAGUGAUGACGAGCGCCGUUGGCCAACGGGCCUUUACGGGCUACCAGCCAGGUCUGCCAAAAUCAAGGACCUCAGCAGCUUUGAUGCCACUUUUUUUGGAGUACAUCCUAAGCAGGCACAUGUAAUGGAUCCGCAGCUUCGUUUAUUGUUAGAAACUACAUAUGAAGCGAUAAUUGACGCUGGCAUCAAUCCCACGACCGUGAGAGGAUCGCGUACCGGUGUAUUUAUCGGUAUCUCUGGCUCGGAAUCUGAAGAAUUUUGGCUGAAAGAUCCAGAUGCCAUAAACGGAUACGGAUUGCUCGGAUGUGCCAAAUCGAUGAUUGCCAACAGAGUCUCUUACUCAUUUGAUUUUACUGGACCUAGUUAUGCAAUGGAUACCGCUUGUUCCUCAUCUAUGUACGCUUUACAUCAUGCAGCAAGCGCGAUGCGCGCCGGCGAGUGCGACGCUGCGAUUGUCGGUGGACUGAAUCUCGUGUUAAGACCAAAUUUAUCACUUCAAUUUCAUAGAUUGAAUAUGCUGUCUCAGGAUGGCAAAUGUAAAGCAUUCGACGUUUCGGGUGACGGUUACGUGAGGGCUGAAGCGGUCGUAGCGAUAUAUUUGCAGAAAGCGAAAGAUGCGCGUCGAGUGUACGCGACGGUCAUUGGAACAAAAACAAAUACCGACGGCUACAAAUCUCAGGGUAUUACGUAUCCCAAUGGUGAAAUGCAGAAUCAAUUGAUGCGUGACAUGUAUACUGAGACAGGAAUUAAUCCCGCGGACGUGAGUUACGUGGAGGCUCAUGGUACUGGUACGAAAAUAGGUGAUCCAGAGGAGAUAAAUUCUAUCGACAAACUAUUCUGCAAAGACCGGAAGACUCCUUUGCUAAUUGGCUCAGUCAAAUCUAACAUGGGUCAUUCGGAACCGGCCAGUGGAUUAUGCUCAAUUGCCAAGGUAUUGAUCGCAAUGGAAACAGGCGUGAUACCAGCAAAUUUGAACUAUGAUAAACCGAAUCCAAACAUUCCUGCUUUAAAGGAGGGACGCAUUCGAGUAGUCGACAAGGCCACACCGUGGAACGGUGGUCUCGUAGGCAUCAACUCGUUUGGCUUCGGCGGCGCAAACGCGCACGUCAUUCUCCGCAGCAAUCCAAAACCAAAACUAUCACCGCUAUUGAACAUGACCGAAUUGUUGCCGAAAUUAGUUGUUGUAUCGGGUCGAACGAAAGAAGCGGUACACACUUUAUUGGACAAAACAAAAGACCAUCGUAAUGACGAUGAGUUUCUCUCGUUGCUGCACACAAUACAUAAUAACGAUAUUUCCGGCCAUGAAAUUCGCGGUUACGAAAUAGUUAACAUUGAUGGUACGCGUGAAGUGAGCGAGAUAGCGAGCUUUAAAGACAGACGUCCCAUUUGGUUUGUAUUUUCCGGUAUGGGCACGCAAUGGCCGGGGAUGGGUCAUCAAUUGUUCGGCAUUGAAACUUUUCAACGUAGUUUGCGACGAUGCGCGGACGCGUUGGCACCCCACGGCAUCGACCUCAUUAAUAUCAUCAUGAACGCCACUGAGGAGACGUUCGAGGAUAUACUCAAAUCUUUUGUGACUAUCGCGGCUAUGCAGGUAGCUCUCGUGGAUAUUUUAACGUCGAUAGGUAUAUCGCCGGACGGUAUAGUCGGACACUCCGUUGGAGAAUUGGGUUGUGCUUAUGCUGACGGUGCGUUUACACCAGAGCAAACUGUCUUAGCGGCUUACUCUAGAGGCAAGGCAAUUGUGGAUUCCAAGUUGGAACCGGGCGUUAUGGCGGCAGUUGGUUUGAGUUGGGAGGAGGCUAGAAAAAUAUGUCCACCCGAUAUCGUUCCAGCUUGUCACAACGCCGCAGACUCGAUCACUAUUUCCGGUCCGCCUGAGUCUAUGCGAAAGUUUGCAGAAACGCUCAAGAGCCAAAAUAUCUUUGUCAAGAUGGUGAAAAGUUCCGGCUACGCCUUCCACAGCAAAUAUAUCGCAUCGGCCGGGCCUAAGCUACGCGCUUCGCUCGACAAAAUCAUCCCGAAUCCAAAGAAGAGAUCAACCAGAUGGAUUUCCAGUUCCAUACCCGAAUCUGCAUGGGGCAGUCCGCUCGCGCAGUCUAGCUCGUCUGCGUAUCAUGUAAAUAACUUGCUCUCUCCUGUGCUCUUCCAAGAAGCAAUCGCGCAUAUUCCAGAGAACGCGAUAACAAUCGAAAUUGCGCCGCAUUGUUUGCUACAGGCAAUUUUGCGUAGAUCGUUACCACCAACGGUGACGAAUAUCAGCCUUCAUAAACGGGAUUAUUCGGACAACCUAGCUUUUUUGCUGUCUAAUGUGGGUAAGCUGUAUAAUGCUGGUGCACAACCUAAUAUUCUCAAAUUAUAUCCGCCGAUAAGUUUUCCGGUUGGUCGAGGGACACCAAUGAUCGCGCCUCUAGUCAAGUGGGACCAUUCCACCGCGUGGGAAGUGGCUACUUUCAAUCAGAUAUCGAGCCACUCAGGAGAAUGUAUUGUUCAGAUAGAUCUGUCGAAAGAAACGGAUGCGUAUCUAGCUGGACAUCAGAUAGACGGACGAGUCCUUUUCCCAGCUACUGGAUAUAUUCUGUUAGUAUGGAAAACUUUGGCGAAACUGCGUGGCACCGAAUUUGAACGAUUGCCGGUGGUAUUUGAAAACGUACGCUUUCAGCGAGCCACUAUUAUGCCAAAAGAAGGAACUGUGAAAUUCUCGAUAACCAUCUUUGAAGGAACGGGCGACUUUGAAAUCUGUGAGGCCGGUACAAUAGUCGUCAGCGGAAACGUCCAUGCGUCCGAAGCUAUCGAGAAAGAUCAAUUAAAGCUGCAGCCACCACCAAUACCGUCUACCGACGCCGACGGCGAUAUUUUGCCAUUGAAUGCUAAAGACAUUUAUAAGGAACUGAGGUUGCGGGGAUACGAGUAUCGCGAUAUCUUUCAAGGAAUCAAAUCAUGCGAUAACUACGGCGUUGCUGGUGAAUUGCUUUGGUUCAAUCAAUGGAUUCCGUACAUAGAUACUAUGCUUCAGUUCAGCAUAAUGUCCACUAGUAAUAGAUUAAUGUAUUUACCGACGCGUCUCCAAUACGCUGCGAUCGACCCCAUUCUUCAUAAACGACUAGUGGAAGAAUUACCAGAAAAUGGUGGAUUACCGGUGUAUCACUAUAAGGACAUUGAUAUUGUUAAAUCGGGUGGUAUUGAGCUCAGAGGAUUAAAAUCUUCUUUGGCACCUCGGCGACAGCAGACUCAAGCCGAACCUAAAUGUGAACGGUACACUUUCGUGCCCUAUGAAAAUUUGCAUAGUCUAGUAGAAGAUCCAAAGAGAGGAAAAAUACACGCACUCACUGUCCUUUUGCAAGUUAUGUGUGAGAACACGAUGGCAUUGAAACUGAAGACCGUGGAGGUUGCCGGCGAACGAGCUGCGGAAGCUCUUUUGGCCCCCAUUAUAUUUGAAAUUUUCAAUGGUGAACUAGGCUCGCCUAUCAUUGAUUUACAAGUGAUCGCAGUUUCUGCCGACAAUUACAUAGAGAGUUUAAGUCAAAUGAACGUGAAUGCCGACGUUGUAACGCGAGAUGUAAAAUCUGCACCUCCCGCUCAGGAUGUGCACCUCGUCAUAGCAGCGGAUGUUUUGUCAAAUCAGUCUCAUAUUAUUCUCCAAAACUUGGUGGCUGCUUUAAAACCUGGUUGUUUCAUUCUUCUGGAGGAAACCGCUAAGCAACUGGAUUUGAAGAUCACGUUAGAGGAAACUGAUCUGACGUUGGCCGGGAAACAAACCGAUCCAGCAGGAAAAACAUACUUGCUGCUGAAAAAACGGGAAGAAAGGAGAGAACCGAUCGUCAUACAAAUUACAGAGAAAAAUCUCUCAUGGCUGGAGAAUUUAAAAACAACAUUGAAAAAAUCUGAUAGCGAGGGUCAAGAAGUACUCCUUGUAUCCCAGGGCGAAGAAACCCUUGGCUUAGUCGGACUCAUGACUUGCAUACGGCGCGAAACAGGUGGUGCAAAUGCGCGCUAUGUCUUCAUCCAAGACAAGGACGCUCCCAAGUUUGGCUUAUCCUCACAGUUUUACGCAGAACAAAUAGACAAAGGAUUGAUGGCCAAUGUGUUAAAAGGAGGACAAUGGGGCAGUUAUCGACACUUGCCAUUGGAUCAACAGAACAAUGUAUCUUCCCUACAGGUGGAGCACGCUUACGUAAACACAUUGAUGAGGGGAGACCUCAGCAGCUUAAGAUGGAUCGAAGGCCCAUUAAGUUACUACCGAUCUGACAAUUUCCCCAAUAUGAAACUUUGCCACGUGUACUAUGCUCCGCUUAACUUUAGGGAUAUCAUGUUGGCGAGUGGCAAACUCCCACCAGACGCUUUGCCACGGAAUAUGGCUACAGAAGAGUGCAUAUUGGGACUUGAAUUUUCGGGGAGAGACGCUGACGGUCGUCGCGUGAUGGGCAUAGUUGAAGCUAAAGGAUUAGCGACUACUGUGGUAGCAGAUCAUGAUUUUCUUUGGGAGGUACCCGACAAGUGGACCUUGGAACAAGCAGCAACCAUACCUGUCGCUUACGCAACUAGUUACUACGCUUUGUUUAUACGGGGUCGAUUGAAAGCAGGCGAAAGUGUGUUAAUCCACGCUGGUACAGGCGGCGUUGGUCAAGCAGCGAUCGCCAUUGCUCUACAUGCUGGUUGUAACGUCUUCACUACCGUGGGUACGCCAGACAAGAGAAAAUAUCUCAAGAAAGUCUUCCCGCAGUUAAACGAUAGGCACAUCGGCAAUUCUCGAGAUACGAGUUUCGAACAGUUGAUACGCGUCGAGACACAAGGACGUGGAGUCAACGUCGUACUGAAUUCACUGGCAGAAGAAAAAUUGCAAGCCGGCAUUCGGUGUCUCGCGCACGGUGGGCGUUUCCUUGAAAUUGGCAAGUAUGAUUUGUCGAAUGACAGCCGUGUAGGAAUGUCAAUGUUUCUGAAGAACACGUCUUUCCAUGGUAUAUUGUUGGAUGCGCUAUUCGGGGAAGACAGCGAGGAAAGAAAAGAGAUGAUCAAACUCGUUUCGGAAGGAAUCGAAAAUGGUGCGGUACGUCCGCUCCAAUCAACCGUUUUUUCAGAACAACAGCUCGAGCAGGGAUUCAGAUUCAUGGCAACGGGCAAGCAUAUCGGCAAAGUGUUACUGAAAAUCCGUGAUGAGGAACCGAAGAAACACGUGUCGCCAACGGCGAAGACAGUAGCGGCGAUUCCGCGUACUUACAUAAAUCCGGAAAAAUCAUACGUCUUGGUCGGUGGUCUUGGUGGAUUCGGUCUGGAAUUGGCCGACUGGAUGAUCAGCCGCGGCGCCAAAUUCGUCGUUCUCGUAUCGCGCUCUGGCAUACGCACCGGUUAUCAAGCGUUGCGUGUGCGUCGCUGGCGCGAGAACGGCGUACAAGUCGUUAUUUUCACAGAGAAUGUUACGACAUUAUCCGGCGCCCAACGCUUGAUCCAAGAAAGCAACCGGUUGGCUCCUGUAGGCGGUAUAUUCAAUUUGGCAGCCGUCCUGCGUGACGCUCUCAUCGAAAAUCUGGAAGAAGCCGAUUUUAAAUCGGUUAUAUCACCGAAAGUCAACGUUACAAGAAAUUUAGACGCGGUAUCGAGAAAACUGUGCCUAUCGCUUGAUUAUUUUGUGGUGUUUUCGUCUGUAUCGUGCGGUCGCGGUAAUAUGGGUCAAACCAACUACGGUUUCGCGAACUCGGCCAUGGAGAGAAUAAUGGAAGAAAGGCAGGUUAACGGUUUACCUGGUCUCGCCAUUCAAUGGGGUGCCAUCGGAGACGUUGGCUUAAUCAUAGAAAUGAUGGGAGGUAACGACGCCGAAGUGGGCGGUACCGUACCACAAAACAUAUCGAGUUGUCUCGCAACGAUGGACGUAUUUCUUCAACAACCGCAUCCGGUGCUAGCUUCUUCGGUAUUAGCUGAAAAAUAUAAAUCUGACAAUGAUGGCAACAAGACCAAUCUCGUCUCAACCAUUGCCAAUGUCUUAGGCAUCAAAGAUGUUGAUUCGAUUAAUCCCAAUAAUACCUUGGCCGACUUGGGUAUGGAUUCCUUAAUGGGCACGGAGAUAAAACAGACUCUUGAAAGAAAUUACGAUAUCGUAUUGUCGGCGCAAGAGAUUCGUGCAUUAACCUUUGGUAAACUGCAAGAAUUAUCUUCGACGGGUAGCAGAAAAGUAAAUGGGCAAAUUAUCGCCGCAGAGACCAUUUCUGCGAACUCAAACGAGUCGGCCAUGCUACUGAUGCAGUGGCCGAGUAACGAAGUGCUGCCUAAAGAUGUACUCGUUCGCUUGAAAACAAAGAGCUCCAAUGGACCCACGUUAUUCAUCCUUCAUGGUAUCGAAGGUAUCGUUAAAUCGCUAGAAUAUGUCGCCAGCGAACUUGACAGGCCGUGUUGGGGUCUGCAGAGCAUUGAGCAAGCGCCUCAGGAUACCUUAUCGGAUUUGGCUGAGUUCUAUAUAAAUGCCAUUAGAAAAAUUCAGAAGAAAGGACCUUAUCACUUAGCAGCAUAUUCGUAUGGAACUACAGUUGCCAUCGAAAUGACUUUACAACUGGAAUCCGUUGGAGAAAACGUGACUCUGACUUUAAUUGAUGGUUCACCGGAAUAUGUGAUACAACAAUGUACUGCGAUUAGCAAAGUAGACGAGAUGCAAAGUGCUACUUCCGACGGCUGCAUGAAAGCACUGGCAUAUUUUAUCUUACAAUUUAACAAAAAACUCACUUUCAUCAAAGCAUAUAAUGGUCUGAAGUCAAGUAAAUCGGAUGUGGAGAUGUUUAACAAGAUGGUAGAAUUGGUAGGCGACAUGCCGUUUUCACAUGACGAUCUAAAGAUUGCCGGAUAUCUUUUAUUCAAAAAAUUAUUUGCCGUUGUAACCUAUAAUACGGAGAAAAAAGUCAAAGGACCGGUCACACUGAUUAAGGCUACAGAAACCUUUGUGAAUCUAGAAAAGGAUUAUGCUUUAUCGAAUAUUUGCAUGCAACCCGUAAGAAUAGAAGAGGUACAGGGCAAUCACAGGACGAUGCUCUUGGGAGAAAGUGCAAAGAAGAUUGCAAAUUUUUUGCGAGUGUAACUUGCAAAACAGUUGUUUCAAGUUUUAUUAUACCUGAAAAUGAUUAUGUGGUACACAUGCAAACACACGCAUGAAUUCGGUUGGACGCACUCGUGUACACUGAUGUACAUUAAAGUCGUCGCACACAAAUCGAUGUAAGGAUGUGUGUUUAAUAUAAAUAUAUAAAUGGGUUAAGCAACACAAAAUUCUCAAUAUAACUUUAUUUUACUAUUUGGUAAUAUAUAUAUUUUAUCAUUCGAGAUAUUUGCAUUUUAUUUUUACAGUUAGAUUAGAUCAGUGUACAACCGCUUUAAUGUGCACCUGUGCGCAUUAGUGCAGUCCAGUUGAAUUCGCUAUAAUAUUUUUCAAUAAUAUAUAGAAAAAUUAUAAAAAAAUUAUAUAAGCAAAGACAUAAAUGCCUUUUAUCUAAAGGUAACAGCGUUCCAACCGUUCUAUAGCGUAGAGACAAGAACACAGACUUCUAUGUAACGCACAAAAAAACUUACUAAUCUGAAGUUUUUACUUUUAUCCUGCGUAAGGAAAUAAAGGAUUUUGAUUGGUAAAUUCUCUUUUACAUUAUGCAAAAGCCUAUGCUUUAGAAUUCUUUACUUCUUCCCCAGAAUAAAAAUCAAGGAUUCCAAUUAGUUAAUUCUCUUGCACUUUAUGCAAAAUUCCAUGUUUCUACCUUAAUGUAUCUUGAUAUGGAAAAUCAAAACGCAGUUAACUUUAAAUAUAGGAAGGUAUAAAUGACGCAAUGUACAUAUAUAUCUUAUUUCAAAGUUGCAAUAUUGCAAAUAUAACACUGUAUUGCUACAGUGUAAUUAAAUUCUAUGCUCUAUAAAUUGAAUGAAAUAAUGAUUUGCAUAUGAAAAUUUUUUUCAUCAAUAGCCGGUAUUCAUAGUCAAUUCUUAUUUGAAGAUUCUCUUAAGUAAUAUCUUAAGAUGCUAAUACGGCCAUAGUAUUACAAAGUUAUAAAAUUGUAUAGAAAUUCUCAAAAAUUCUAAAAAAAAUUUUAUAAAAAAUUCAGAGAAAAAUUUUCAUCAGGGCAAUACCAGUAUGUAUCUCAUUUUAAAUUACACUGUUAAAACUUUAUAAAUUGUUAAAUCGUGUAAAAUAAAGAAAACAUAGCAAGAAUAACAAAAAUACAGCUUCUUAAGAAUGGUAUAUCUGUGUUACCAUUUAUAUUUAAAUAAAAUAAAAUAUGUUUGUAAUUA